AUGGCCGUCCCAGUUCCUUCUCGUCAGCUCUUCAUCGCCGGCGAAUGGAGAGAAGCGCUUCUGGAGAAAAGGAUCCCAAUCAUCAACCCCGCCACUGAAGAGAUUGUAGGGGACAUAGCAGCUGCUACUGCUGAAGACGUGGAUAUGGCAGUGGAUGCUGCUCGCACGGCGUUCUUCAGUAAUGAAGGGAAGGAUUGGUCCUCUGCUUCUGGUGCUUAUCGUGCAAAGUUUCUUCGUGCCAUUUCUGACAUGAUUUUGGAGAGAAAGUCUCUACUGGCCAAACUUGAAACAAUCGACACCGGCAAGCCACUAGAUGAAGCAAUAUCUGAUAUGGAAAGUUGUGCUUCUUGCUUCAAGUAUUAUGCAGAGCUUGCAGAAGCAUUGGAUUUGAAGCAAAAAAUUACUGUGCCUAUACAGCAGCCAGCAGUCAUUCAAGACCCAUGUCCUUAA
Prunus armeniaca (apricot) is the source of this 450-nucleotide messenger RNA. The record is from the annotation of a GenBank genome assembly. NCBI's taxonomy places the organism in Eukaryota, Viridiplantae, Streptophyta, Magnoliopsida, Rosales, Rosaceae.